AUGAAGAGAAGGAAGGAAGGGAGUGACAAUGAUUGUGCGCCAUGGCUCUCAUCCUCUGUGGGAAAGCUGCACGGCGUGCGGCGGUAUUUUUUUGAGGCACCUCACCAUCACGCACGAGGACAUGGCACGGAGUGGAAGACUUCUUUUUGGUUUUGUGUCUGCUGCUGUGGGUGUGGGUGCAUCCACGCCGGAAUUGUCGGCACGAUGACCGUAGCGUGUGGCUGUCACUUUGUUCUCUUGGAGAAUAUGCUGCCACGCCUUUACGUGUGUGUUGUUUCGGGGACAAUGUGCCGGCGGCUGUGCGAUUGCCGGAUGGAGGGAGAGGAGUGGAGGGAAUUGCGUGAGCGCCGCGGUCAGGAGUCGCGCUGGGUGUCUCGCCGCGGAGGGCACUGUCCACCCAGCCCAGCACCGCUUCUGCCGGGCAUCCUCUAUCACUCCGCAGCAUCUUAUUCGACGCCACCAGCACGCAGCGAGGCAGCGGAUGCCGCCACUGCCACGAGUGCGACCGGAAGGGACACUUCAGCUGUUGUGUUCCGAGGGGGCAAUCCGUGUGGCACAGCGGCGUGCCCACAACCUCAUCGCGGACUCCGCGCACAAGACACCGGGCACUGGCCGCGGAGUGUUUGCGUCGUGGAGGACACUGCGGCUGCUUCCCUCUUCCUUCAGGUGGACGGACGCCUGUUUUUACUCUUUUUCCCACCCGGGCGGAUUGCUGCGCGGUGA
Messenger RNA from Trypanosoma cruzi, 723 nucleotides. RefSeq lists its product as uncharacterized. NCBI's taxonomy places the organism in Eukaryota, Euglenozoa, Kinetoplastea, Trypanosomatida, Trypanosomatidae. Bases 1 to 723 code for a protein of 240 amino acids. The record is from RefSeq and is a predicted model, not a curated record. The transcript has a single exon.